Molecule: messenger RNA, 1092 nt
Organism: Fusarium fujikuroi IMI 58289
Lineage: Eukaryota; Fungi; Ascomycota; Sordariomycetes; Hypocreales; Nectriaceae
Product: probable cyanide hydratase
Exons: 2
Coding region: 1-1092 (363 amino acids)
Molecular function (GO): catalytic activity
Source: RefSeq, a predicted model, not a curated record
AUGUCAAUCCGUCAAUGGAAAGCCGCCAUCUGCCAGGCUGAGCCAUGCUGGUUCGACAAAGUCGCCGGUGUCAAAAAGACAAUCCAGCUCAUCAACGAAGCCAGCCAGAACGGAGCUUCUCUCAUAGCGUUCUCGGAGGUCUGGCUACCCGGCUAUCCCAACUUCCUAUGGUCCGGAACCUACAGGGAGAACAUGCCUUUGGUGCAGAAGUACAUGCAAAACAGCAUAUCUGCCUAUGGGGAUGAGAUGCUCGAGAUCCGCCAAGCUACGGCAGCUGCUAACAUCUAUGUAUGUUUUGGGUUCAGUGAGCGGGUCGGGGCUUCGUUGUAUCUUGCUCAGGUCCUCAUUGGUCCCGAUGGUAACAUUCUUCUUCAUCGUCGCAAGACAAAGCCCACGCAUGUUGAGAGGACUAUCUUUGGAGAUUCCACUGGAGAUUCUCUUACUACCGUGGUGCACACUCCCUUGGGGAAGAUUGGCAUGUUGAAUUGCUGGGAGCACCUUCAGCCACUACUCAAGUAUCAUACCUACUGCCAAGGUGAACAGGUUCAUAUCGCUGCCUGGCCAUUCAACGCAAAAUGGACUGAAUCGGCUGUUGAGCCCUACUCAGUAUUCUCAGAGGCCAACGAGGUAACAGCCAGUCGCAUGUAUGCACUCGAGGGCGCUGUCUACGUCCUUGUGACCAACCAGCCGCUGUCCGCCGAAGGCGCCAAACUGAACAGUGAGGGUCAAGGAAACGCUGACAAGGACGGUUUUAUGCUCGCCGGUGGUGGUGGUGCUGCAGCUGUCUUUGGCCCAGAUGGUCGACAGCUCACGGAGCCUACUGAUCCUCUAUUCGAUGGCCUAAUUUACUGCGACAUUGAUUUAGACAAGAUUGACUACGCAACUUUGACUGACUGUGUGGGCCACUACUCACGACCUGAUCUGCUGCGUCUGGUUGUUGAUGAUCAGCCGAAGAACUAUGUCGUUCGCGUAUCUGAUGGUCCGACGAAUACUCCUUAUCACACUGGUACCAGCGGCGAGACGUUGCUUUCUGCUCAUGAGAAGUUGGAUGAGCUUCUUGCUAAGAAAGCGAAGAAAGAGGCGACAAGCUGA